Chanos chanos (milkfish) is the source of this 2110-nucleotide messenger RNA. RefSeq names its product retinoic acid receptor, alpha a (gene raraa). Gene Ontology annotation, cellular component: transcription regulator complex; nucleus. Gene Ontology annotation, biological process: retinoic acid receptor signaling pathway; regulation of transcription by RNA polymerase II; cellular response to corticotropin-releasing hormone stimulus. The transcript is spliced from 9 exons. The record is from RefSeq and is a predicted model, not a curated record. The coding region runs from base 767 to 2110 and encodes 447 amino acids. Lineage: Eukaryota; Metazoa; Chordata; Actinopteri; Gonorynchiformes; Chanidae. Gene Ontology annotation, molecular function: RNA polymerase II cis-regulatory region sequence-specific DNA binding; nuclear receptor activity; zinc ion binding.
CACACACACACACACACACACACACUAACGAUCAGGACAGCCUAAACCGCGCUGGAGGCAACUCAGACUCCAAGCUGUCUGUGUUUUGCAGGGGGAAGAACACACAGGAUAAAGAGAAGAGAAAGGAUAGGAGAGAGGAGAAAUUUCUAGGACACUCAGACUGCUGAACUCAUGCAAGGGAAGGAAUAUUCUGAAUGCAUCAUGUGAUCUUUCAGCAUUCCCUUUGUCUGGAGGCAUCUUUGGAAACUUUGAGUUCCUCCACAUCAGAAUCCUAGAAUCCACCGCUCCAUCGCUCUCUCCUUUAUUACUGAGACUCCUGUCUGAGAGCAUUGAAAGCUCAGCUCAGCUCCUCUCAACUUUUGGGUUUUAUCUCUGGGACUUCUCUCCAACCUCUAAAACACUGCAGGGCUAAAGAGCUCCAUGCGCUUUUCUGUUAAAGAGAAAAAAAGAAAGAAAAAAAAAGAUCUUUUUCUCACAGUCUUCCUGAGUCAUCGCUUCCUCUGAGCUCCAAAAACAAACAACUUUCCAACCUGGUCUGAAGAACAGCCCAACUCCCACUUUCACUGCGGCUACCUCCUACCCAGACACAAAUCUUACACACACACACACACACACACACACAGACACACACGCCGGAACCCUACACCUCGGAGGGUCUCAAUGGGGAACUAAACGACCGGCCCAGUGAGGACACCGGUUUGAGAGGCCAUAUUGGAUUUGGCGCCCAGAGCGUGGCCAGAACUGUGGGCGGACUGACUCGGCAGCCAUGUCUGGAAAGGGCAACCCAAGCCCUCACCUUAAUGGCUUCCCCAUGCCCCACUACUCCUACUUCUUCCCUCACAUGCUGGGAGGACUGUCCCCCCCCUCGCUGCCUGCCCUGCCCCUCAGCGGAUACAGCACCCCGUCACCAGCCACUAUAGAAACUCAGAGCACAAGUUCGGAGGAGAUCGUUCCGAGCCCCCCAUCUCCGCCCCCUCCCCCGCGUGUCUAUAAGCCCUGCUUUGUGUGUCAGGACAAGUCGUCAGGGUACCACUAUGGCGUCAGCGCCUGCGAGGGCUGCAAGGGUUUUUUCCGGAGGAGUAUUCAGAAGAAUAUGGUGUAUACCUGCCACAGAGAGAAGAACUGCAUCAUCAACAAAGUCACACGCAACCGAUGCCAAUACUGCCGUCUCCAGAAGUGCCUGGAAGUCGGCAUGUCCAAGGAAUCGGUGAGGAAUGACAGGAAUAAGAAAAAGAAGGAGGAGAAAAAGCAAGACUGUGCAGAAAGUUACACCCUGAGCCCUGACACUGAGCAGAUGAUUGACAAAGUGAGAAAAGCCCACCAGGAAACUUUCCCUUCGCUCUGUCAACUCGGCAAAUAUACCACGAGUAACAGUUCGGAGCGCCGGGUCUCGCUGGAUGUGGACCUGUGGGAUAAGUUCAGCGAGCUGUCCACCAAGUGUAUCAUUAAAACGGUGGAGUUUGCCAAGCAGCUGCCGGGAUUCACCACACUCACAAUAGCAGACCAGAUCACGCUCCUGAAGGCCGCCUGCCUGGACAUCCUUAUUUUGCGGAUCUGCACUCGUUACACACCUGAGCAAGACACGAUGACGUUCUCGGACGGGCUCACGCUGAACCGCACCCAGAUGCACAACGCAGGCUUUGGACCCCUCACAGAUCUGGUAUUCGCUUUUGCCAAUCAACUACUGCCCCUGGAGAUGGACGAUGCUGAGACAGGACUGCUCAGCGCCAUCUGUCUGCUGUGUGGAGAUCGACAGGACCUGGAGGAGGCGGAUAAAGUGGACAUACUGCAGGAGCCGUUAUUGGAGGCACUGAAAAUCUAUGUCAGGAAGAGGAGGCCACACAAACCUCACAUGUUCCCCAAGAUGUUGAUGAAGAUCACUGACCUGCGGAGUAUCAGCGCCAAGGGUGCUGAGCGAGUGAUCACUCUGAAGAUGGAAAUUCCUGGCUCCAUGCCGCCGCUCAUUCAGGAGAUGCUGGAGAACUCAGAGGGUCUGGAAAGUUCUGCAGGGGCGGUGGGCUCCCGAGCCAGCGGACCUCCCCCUGGCAGCUGCAGCCCCAGUCUUUCUCCAAGCUCUGCCCAAAGCAGCCCAGCAACGCAGUCGCCAUGA